UGACGCUCCUAUCGCGAGGUUAUCACAUUAGCUUCGUUAGUUAGCUAGCCGCAAAAAAAGCUUCACCGUGUGUCUGCUGUUUUACAGCCUUUUUAUUCUUAUUAAAGCACUGAAAGGACUGCGCAUUGCUUACUGAAUAGUGACUUCUCACGCCUGCAAGAGAGGAUAGUCGCCGGACCUUGUGUUUGCUCGGAUCCCAAUGAUGAGUUAUGCUGAAAAGCCAGAGGACAUCACAAAAGAAGAGUGGAUGGACAAGUUAAACAAUGUUCACAUACAGAGGGCGGAUAUGAAUCGGCUCAUUAUGAAUUACCUGGUGACAGAGGGCUUCAAAGAGGCAGCGGAGAAGUUUCGGAUGGAGUCCGGUAUCGAGCCCAGUGUGGACCUGGACUCUUUGGAUGAGAGGAUAAAGAUUAGAGAGAUGAUCCUGAAGGGUCAGAUACAGGAAGCUAUUGCACUCAUCAACAGCCUACAUCCAGAGCUGCUGGACACCAAUCGAUACUUGUAUUUUCAUCUGCAGCAGCAACAUUUGAUUGAGUUAAUCAGGCUAAGAGAGACUGAGUCAGCACUGGAGUUCGCUCAGACACAGCUGGCAGAGCAGGGGGAGGAGAGCCGAGAGUGUCUGACAGAGAUGGAGCGAACACUAGCCCUCCUGGCCUUUGACAACCCAGAAGAGUCGCCCUUUGGAGACCUGCUUAACAUGAUGCAGAGGCAAAAGGUGUGGAGUGAGGUGAACCAAGCUGUGCUGGACUAUGAAAACAGGGAGUCCACACCCAAACUGGCUAAACUCCUGAAGCUACUGCUGUGGGCUCAGAACGAGCUGGACCAGAAGAAGGUGAAAUAUCCCAAAAUGACUGACCUUAGCACGGGAACCAUUGAGGACCCCAAGUGAAUAUAAGAGACGAGAACAGCCACCUCCCACGUCCCCUUAAUUUAUGAUCAGUCAGUGACUGUGUGACAACCAGGUAACAUAUAUGUAUAAACAAAUGCUACGUUGUUUAUUUGUUUGUUUGUUUCUUAUUUUCAUGUUUCAGUCAUGAGAUGUAACUUAACUCAUUGUGCAAACUGUAAAUUGCUGUAUUUGCAAAGUGACAAAUUAUUUAGUUUGAAUACUGAUCCUGGAUUUUUAGAUAAAUCUCGGAUACGACAAAGUUCAAAUUGCUGUUUUAUAUUUUGUCUUUUUAAAGCCUAUGCUGAUAGUAUUAUUUAUCAUCACCAUUUUCCCUACCGAGACUUUAUUUUGCCAGAAAGAGAGUCGAUGGUGUAAAUGAACAAUGUUAAUGCUGUGUGGGGCCAAAAUCUCGGCUCCCUUGGAUGGAGGGGAGCACAGCUGAAACUGGAGAGAGUGUUUCAAAUCAGAAAUGUGUUUAAAAUCUGAAUUUCAUAAACAGAAAUGUGACUAUUUUUCAAAUAAACUCAAAACUACACUUUAUUAAUGUAGUAUAAUGUUAAUUAAUGUAAUAUUUUAUCAUUUUAUUUACUAAGAUGUUUGGUAACUUGAUAUAAAAUCAGCCACAUGCUUUUUACACUUUAAAAUUUGAUUGAACCCCUGCGGGAUGAACUGCCUUGUAAAUCCUUUGUUACACUUGUGUUUGAGGACAUGGAAGAAGUCCAGACUGGUGGGUUGAAAUUGCAGAGGGUUUUCUCAAAGAGCUGAGGCCUUUUCCGAGCUCUAUGGUGUGCACUGCCUUCGACGUGCUCCAAAUGGUUACAUUUGGUUUUAUGUUGCAGUGACUGGGGUUGUGUUUAUGUUGAUGGAUGCAGGAUUUAUGACGCUGCUGGAGGGGAAGGGCUCCUUCAACAAUCAAAACAAUUAAUUCGCCAGUAUGUCUGCUGUCCAAGUCAAACUAACAUUUAAAAUUCAUUCAGACUGGAGCAGAUUAGUUCAUUGGCUUUGUUUUGGCUAAUUAAGUAAUAAUCUAAAGCAUGUUAAGAAAAACAAAAAACAGAUAUUUCAAAGACUGCUGUCAUUUAUCCACUUUUUAAAACUGUUAGUAUUUUCACUUUACCUGCAUGUAAAUGGGGGAAAGGCACCCGUGCUUGUUCAUUUUGUUUGGUUUGUUUACUUUUAUAAAACAAACUUGCUGCUAGUUGUCCAUCCUUAAUUUCUUUUAAGGUUGCAUUGUCUCUAUAGAUAUUGGCUUUUAUUAUUCCACAUUUUUAAGAUCAGAUUUGCAGUUAUUAAAUAAAACUUUUGUGAACCAUAAAA
This is a messenger RNA of Mugil cephalus (flathead mullet), 2206 nucleotides long. RefSeq names its product glucose-induced degradation protein 8-B homolog. The coding region runs from base 200 to 889 and encodes 229 amino acids. Gene Ontology annotation, biological process: positive regulation of canonical Wnt signaling pathway; proteasome-mediated ubiquitin-dependent protein catabolic process. The transcript has 5 exons. Lineage: Eukaryota; Metazoa; Chordata; Actinopteri; Mugiliformes; Mugilidae. Gene Ontology annotation, cellular component: cytoplasm; nucleus. Gene Ontology annotation, molecular function: protein binding. The record is from RefSeq and is a predicted model, not a curated record.